Messenger RNA from Equus quagga, 1796 nucleotides. Its product is annotated as sialic acid-binding Ig-like lectin 5. Lineage: Eukaryota; Metazoa; Chordata; Mammalia; Perissodactyla; Equidae. The annotation marks the transcript as partial. The record is from RefSeq and is a predicted model, not a curated record. The transcript has 7 exons. Gene Ontology annotation, molecular function: sialic acid binding. Gene Ontology annotation, cellular component: plasma membrane. Gene Ontology annotation, biological process: cell adhesion.
GCCACGGAGAGAACCAUCCAGCUCAACAUCUCCUAUGCUCCACAGAACCUCACCAUCCAUGUCCUCUCUGGAAAUGUCACAGAACUGAAACACCCAGGGAAUGGCUCAUGUCUUCAGGUCCUGGAAGGGGCAUCUUUGCUCCUGGACUGUGUCACCGAGAGCAACCCUGAAGCCACAGUGAGCUGGGCCAAGAUGAAUGGGACCCUGAGCCCCUCCCAGGUCAGGAAGCCCAAGAUCCUGGAGCUGCCCUGGGUGGAGUUGGAGCAUGAAGGCAAAUUCAUCUGCAGAGCUCAGAACCCACUGGGCUCCCAGCAGGUCUCUCUGACCCUCUGUGUGCACUACCCCCCAAAGCUGCUGACACCCUCGUGCUCCUGGGAGGACCAGAGUCUGCGCUGCAACUGCUCAUCUCGAGCCCACCCAGCUGCCUCCUUGGGCUGGCGGCUGGGGAAGAGGCUGGUGGUGGGAAACCACAGCAACGCCUCCUUCACAGUCACUUCCAGCUCGAUGGGACCCUGGGCCAACAGCUCCCUGAGCCUCAGCGGGGGGCUCAGCUCCGGCCUCAGGUUCAGCUGUGAGGCCAUGAAUAUCCAUGGGUCCCAGAACGUCACUGUCCUGCUGCUGCCAGGCAAUUUGGUAUCCUCGGCGGGAAUGGUUUCUGCAGCUCUUGGAGGUGCUGGUGCCAUGGCCUUGCUGUCACUCUGUUUGUGCCUCACCUUCUUUUGCAUAGUGAAAACCCACAGGAAGCAAGCAGCCGGGAAACGAGAGGGCACGGAUGAUGAAGAUCCUGUCAUGGGUACAGUUGCCUGGGGUUCCAGGCAAAAGCCCCAGCCAGAGAGCCCCCCAGAGCAAGUGUCCCCUGCCGGAGAUGCCCCUCCCUCAGAGGAGCAACAGGAACUUCAUUAUGCCUCUCUCAGCUUUCACCAGAUGAAGUUUCAGGAGCCUCAGGACCAGGAGGCCACCAGCACCAACGAGUACUCUGAGAUCGGGGCAAGCAAAUGAGGACUUGCCCAGAGCUCAGUCCUGGCAGAGGGAGCACAGCCUCUGAGGCAGAAAGAGGAAGUCAAUGACUAAGGGAAGCCUGAGGAGCUGUUGCAGCAAUAUUAACAUUAACUAUGAUAUGAGCAUCCCCUGGUAGAGCAGAAAAAAGACAGGUGAUAGGAUUAGAGACUUGGGCUUAAAUGCAGGCUCCAGCACUUCCUAACGCAUUGGUCUCAAGCAACUCACUUCAUCUCUGGGUGCCUCAGUUUACCGUUCUGUAAAUCAGAAAUCGUGCAUUCCUACCUCAAAGGUGGUUGUGAGCAUUAAAGAAAUUGGCAUAGGGAAAUCAACCCACAGAGGUCCCGGCUUAGGGCAUGUGCUCAGUGCCUGCUGGUCUCUCUUCCUUCUACAAAAAGGUCCUGUUGGCAAGUUCUCCUGAGGCUGAAGUGACCAGGCACAGGGGACAGAGAAGCAACUGGUCGAUGUUAUUUUCCUUCCCAGAAUGCUUCAAAGCCUCCCCAGGGAACGACUGGCUCCUCAACCUGGCAUUUGGUUCAUGAUACAGCAUCUUAUAAUCUCUCUGUGGUCAUCUCCUUCCUCUACUUGUACUUGUCAGUUUUUCCCACUCAUUCCUCCACCUCCUGAUCUCCAGUCCCUUCACCAUCUCAUUUGUGGGCUCCAAAGUGAUCUUUCCAACAGCUGGAGAGCUAACUCUCUCUCCUGCACAAACCCAUUCAUGACUCCCUGGCCUUGGACAGUACAUCACAAGCAACUGCUCCUGGCACUUGAAAUCCUUCAUAACCUCACUGCUAUCUACU